CGGCAGGUCCGGUUCUCGUCUACAAAUCCAUCGGAGUUUAGUUUGAGAUACUAUGUUAGCCAGUCUCAAAUUACUCACCAGUUUGUGGCUGCUGCUGUGGCUACGGCUGGACAGUGUUCCCGGCCAUGCAGCCUUCACCAAUUGUGUCAAUCAGCCCCUCUGUGCGGCGAAUACGAUCCAGAGCUAUAUGUACAAGCACGGGCAGGACUGCAAUGGCGAUGAUCACAUCGAUUGCCUGGACUUUGGAGCUUUGCACAACCUGGGAAAUCUGAAGUGCCGCGGCGAGCUACCCUACAUAUUCGCCAAGGUAUUCAACAGCUGUCUAAAGUACAAGGAGAGACAGGCCCAGAACGCGGACCAGACCCCGAACCAAGUGAAAAUCAAGGACCAGUCCUCAACAUAAUUGAUUCUUUAUUGGGUUGAAUCGUUUUACUGCUUUUUAAACAAUCUUUUAAUACAUAUACAUACAUACAU
Drosophila miranda is the source of this 474-nucleotide messenger RNA. RefSeq lists its product as uncharacterized. The transcript has 2 exons. NCBI's taxonomy places the organism in Eukaryota, Metazoa, Arthropoda, Insecta, Diptera, Drosophilidae. Gene Ontology annotation, molecular function: lysozyme activity. Bases 53 to 403 code for a protein of 116 amino acids. The record is from RefSeq and is a predicted model, not a curated record.